GCUAAGUCAGUCCUAGCUGGUAUUGGCGUCGACAGUUGCUGAUCUGUGCAGUGGGCAGCAUGAGCAAGAUCGACUACUGCUUCAGCAAUGACUACAUGGUUCUUCGCCCGGACAGGGCCGGUCCUUUCGAUCUCCUGCACCUCCUCUUCUCGCCCAAGGUCGGCCGGAACAGGGCCGUGGACUGCUUCACCAGCACCGAGAUCCGCAGCUUCGUCCGGCGGCUGGCCAUCUUCCUCAACCUCCUCCUGCAGAUCGUCCUCCUCUCGCUCGCCGGCCCCGUGUCAGCCAUCGGCGCCGCCGUCGAGUUCGCGCUCAACUUCAUCGACAACAUCCUCCAGGGGAGGAUGGAGUACCCGGACAGAUCGUCGGCCACGUACCGUUCGCUGACGGGGCUGAUCGACGGGCGAGUCGACCUGGACAAGAGCAUCGCGCCGGCGGACAGCCGGUACCACGCGUCGCUGUGCGUGAUGGCGUCCAAGGUGGCGUACGAGAACGAGGCCUUCAUCCGCGACGUGGUCACCCAGCGGUGGCAGAUGGAGUUCGUCAAGUUCUUCGACUGCUGGAACGAGUUCGAGAACGCAUACACGGCGCAGGCGUUCGUGUUGUGGGCGCCGGACGCGGAGGUGGUGGUGGUGGCGUUCCGCGGGACGCCGGCGUUCGACACGGCGCGGUGGCGCGCGGACGUGGACCCGUCGUGGUACAAGGUGCCGCGGCUGGGGCGCGCGCACGCCGCCUACACGCACGCGCUGGGCGCGCAGCGCAACAUGGGGUGGCCCAAGUGGGUGGAGCACGUCAAAGGGAAGCCCAACAAGGUGUACGCCUACUACGCGAUCCGGAACGCGGUGAAGGAGAUCAUGGAGGCGAACGGGAAGGCGAGGCUGCUGGUGACCGGGCACGGGUCCGGCGGCGCGCUGGCGGUGCUGUUCGCGACGGUGGCGGCGUACCACAGGGAGAAGGCGGUGCUGGACCGGCUGGCCGGGGUGUACACGUUCGGGCAGCCGCGGGUCGGGGACGCCAUGCUCGCCAUGUUCGCGGAGCGGCACCUGGACAGGCCCAAGAAGCGGCACUUCCGGUUCGCGUACGCCGGCGACCCGCAGCCGAGGCUCCCCGCCGGCGAGAGCUCCCCCGCGCAUUUCAUGCACUUUGGGCUCUGCCUCCACUUCGACGUCUCCUACAACCUCAAGGUGUUCAUGGAGAUACCGGGCGAGGCGAGCGCCACCUCGUCGCCGGCGGGGUUCUUUGCGAGCCGCGUGAACGCGGCGCGGGAGCUGGGGCGGAGCGUGUACCUGGGGUACUGGAGGAGCGCCUACUUCCGGGAGGGCUGGGUGCUCCUGCUGAUGCGUGUCCUGGCGGUGGUGCUGCCCGGCCUGCCGUUCCACCGGGUGCACGACUACGUCAACGCCGUCGCGCUCGCCGCUCACAUUCCCAAGGACGAGUGAGAACGACUGAAGCUUCGGAACCCUAGCAUAUAACUAAACGAUGCACCACCCAAUUUGCAGAGAUGUUCAGUUCUGUAAUAUGCUGAGGCUGCCGAACUAGCCCCCUGCGUGACGUGAUACUAUCAACUGCAUCUUACGAUUAGCUCUGUAAUUUCCCUACUACUAAUGUAACACUUGUUGUGCUACUACUGAGCUGUGUAAAAAUGAAUAAUGAGUUCAAUAAAAAUAUGUAUUAAAUUAA
This is a messenger RNA of Lolium rigidum, 1680 nucleotides long. RefSeq names its product triacylglycerol lipase OBL1-like. The transcript is spliced from 4 exons. Bases 60 to 1439 code for a protein of 459 amino acids. Gene Ontology annotation, biological process: lipid metabolic process. NCBI's taxonomy places the organism in Eukaryota, Viridiplantae, Streptophyta, Magnoliopsida, Poales, Poaceae. The record is from RefSeq and is a predicted model, not a curated record. Gene Ontology annotation, molecular function: triacylglycerol lipase activity.